Ectocarpus sp. CCAP 1310/34 is the source of this 1189-nucleotide messenger RNA. Lineage: Eukaryota; Phaeophyceae; Ectocarpales; Ectocarpaceae. The record is from the annotation of a GenBank genome assembly.
AUGCAGGAAAAAGUGCUGGGUGCGAUCGUGGACGCGAAAGCUGGAUUGAGGGCUGAGAAGAGGAUUGAGAAAGGGAAGCUCGCCAACAUCAGGGCGGCGGGCCUCGCGGAGAAGCAGAACGCCGAAAGGCGUUGCGCACCAGGGGCCGGCUCGACAUCAUUCGGGGCGGCUCACGCCAGCGACGAACGCGCCCGUGCCAAAGUUCUUCAACGCGAGCUCUCAACGGCGGGUAGCCAGCGGGCAAGCGAGGGGGGAGGGGCUGCAAGGAAGUUGCCCCCGCUCGGCGCGGACAUCCAAAAGAAGCUCAGCGCGCAAAAUGAGGUUGAUCUGGCCUACAUCACAGGAGCGACGACGGAGCAGGUGGACCUCGUCCUCACCAAGGGAUUUACUCAAGAACAACUUCCUUUGGAGACCGCGGAUUUCAGCGUUGUUAAGGGAGCGGGCUUCCAAAUCAGUGGUUAUGACGCGUAUAUGGUGAAGGAGUUGUGUGAUAAGUACGGCGCCGACUAUCAGUUGUUCAUGGCAUGUGAUCGCGUCUCCGUGUACACCGACGGGUGGACAGUAGGGGAUCCUGGGUGUCCAACGGAGGAGGAGUUAGACGGGCUAUCUGAGAAGCUGGCCACCCUGCUUGUGUACGGCACCGUGAAACCCAACAAUGGCACCUCACCGGAGCAUCCAAGCAGCGCCAGCAGCAGCGCCAGCAGUGACGUGUUUGACUUGUCGGGCGAUGGACAAGCCGGCGGAGGUGGGAAGCGUGCCCCGAAGAGCAGCAGGAAGACACGGAACACGACCAACCGUGCGAGCGAGGAUGGCCUUCUGCAGAUGAUGAGGGAGGCGUCGCAGAAGCAGGAUAAGGCUUUUGAGCUCCAGUUGCAGCGGGAAGAGUUCAAGGACCGUAGGCGUUCGGACGAGAAGAAGGAGGCUGCGCAAGUGCGCAAGGAGGACAGGGACUUUGCCGAGCAGCAGCGUAAGGAGGAGAGGGAGAGGGAGAGGGAACUCCGCCAAGAGCAGUGGGACCGGGAGAGGAAGGCGCGGAAGGACGAGCGGGACGACGAGAGGCGGGAGCGGCAGGACCUACAGGACUUCGAACUAAAGAAGUUGAAGAUGCAGCUGGAGCUAGCGCAGUACCAGGCACAGCUAGCGAAGCACCAGGCAGAGUCUUAAGGUCCGGAGACGGUUGCUGUGGGGU